Brassicogethes aeneus is the source of this 579-nucleotide messenger RNA. NCBI's taxonomy places the organism in Eukaryota, Metazoa, Arthropoda, Insecta, Coleoptera, Nitidulidae. The record is from the annotation of a GenBank genome assembly.
AUGCUGGAAACUUUGCAAAGUGUUUUUCGGGAUUGCUUUGGAAACAGAAGUGAAAGGCCUUCGCAUAUAAAAGGAAGAAGCACUGCGAAUCAGCGCAUAGAGUCAUGGUGGUCGAUAUUGAGAAAGGAAAAUGCUCAGUACUGGAUCAAUUUAUUGGAAUCCAUUCGAGAUGAAGGGUUAUUCACCGGGAGCUACUUGGAUAAAGCUUUAAUCCAAUUUUGUUUUAUGGAUAUAGUACAAAGUGAGUUGGAUGAAAUUUGUUUCCAGUGGAAUACACAUAGAAUCAGGCGAUCGAGGAAUGCUAUCGCACCCACAGGACGUCCAACAGUUAUGUUUGAAUUACCAGAAAAUUAUGGCUAUUUAAAUUAUUUAAUAACCAUUCCAAUAGAAGCAGUAAACAAUUUAAAAAGAGACGCUGAAGUAACUAGUGAAGUUAUUUUUUGCGAUAGAGAUGUCGAAAAUGUAUGUAUGUGCAUCAUGGCAGAAAAUGGCUGGACAAAAGAUGGUAUCCUAAACAAUGCUAUAUCUCUGUAUGCUAAUCUGCGGAAUAAGGUAUUGAAUGUACUACAACAAAUUUAA